Messenger RNA from Malassezia sympodialis ATCC 42132, 1980 nucleotides. RefSeq lists its product as uncharacterized. NCBI's taxonomy places the organism in Eukaryota, Fungi, Basidiomycota, Malasseziomycetes, Malasseziales, Malasseziaceae. The transcript has 8 exons. Gene Ontology annotation, molecular function: electron-transferring-flavoprotein dehydrogenase activity; flavin adenine dinucleotide binding. Gene Ontology annotation, cellular component: cytoplasm. Bases 1 to 1980 code for a protein of 659 amino acids. The record is from RefSeq and is a predicted model, not a curated record.
AUGAUGGUUGUCGCAAUGAUGAUCAUGAACCCGCUCAAAGGCAUCAUGUCCAUGCACGGAGAUGACGGUGUUCGUGCUGUGCCACUUGGCCUGCAUCGCGCUCGGCCUGUACAAAUGCUGGAGCAUGGACACAACCUCUUACCCCGUACCUUGUUCCACCACACGUACCACCCCAGAAUAGAAAUAAACAAGAAAGAUCCUACGGACCAGUUCAUAGAUCGCUGCAGACCACGUCCAAACACAACUUGGAUGGUUCCCACGCUGGCAGCCGUGGCCAUGCCCAUCAACAAGCUGCUCCGUGCACAAGGCCCAUGGAGCCUCGAUAUUACACUGGCAUUCACGUGGCGCCGAUUGAACUUCCGUGGUACCUCCAUGACCGCCAAUACUAGCGACAGUGUCCAGAAUGUCCUCGUGCUAGGCGGAAGCUAUGGUGAUCUCUACGUCUUUCCACGCUUUAUGGUGGUUCCUGGACACGAGCACAAGGCAUUCGUACCAUGCACAAGUAUCUAUGCCAGUGCACCCACUCGCAGUACCUCGAAGUUCCAUUUGCAGGAGCUCGCUGGUGAUACUGCUUCCGUCACGGCAAAUUACACAGACACCAGCGCGAUUUCCCUCCGUUCCAGUGAAAAAAAUGUUCCUUUUGAUGCGCCUAGCAUGGAGCGAGCUAUUAUCGAAGACCACAACUCACUCGUGGAUACGAAAAAUAAGAAUGAGCGCGCUGGUCUGGAGGUGGCCGAUGUGACGGGUUUGGUCCAAGGCCUGAAUGUAACGAAUGAAGCAGAAUCGACCGAUCCCUACAACAACGCUGAACCUCAUUUAUUUGUAUGCGGGGAGGUGCUGGAUAUCCAUGACUCCUAUGUAACUGUUCGUCAACACGGACCAACUCUUGCAGGCACUCAGACUAGCGACUCAUUCAAGGAUUCAACUUCACGCAAACAUCUCUGGACGAUUGAUGCCAUCCAUAUACCCUAUUCACAUCUUAUCUAUGCUCUUGGUUCACACAUGCCCGAACCCCUUCGACAUGACUCGUACACUAAGAAGGACGGCAUCCACUGGAUGAAAGACUAUCAGCAGCGUGUACACGAAAGCAACGAAAUCAUCAUUGUAGGUGGUGGUGCUCUUGGUGUUGAGAUGGCCACCGACAUUAAGUCUCUAGCGAACCGUGAAGGUCUUCAAAAGAAGGUAACAUUGAUUCACUCUCGGCAACAACUGCUCCCCAACUUUGAUCCGCAAAUCCAUGAAGUGGCAUUGAAGCGUCUGAAGGAACUCGGCGUUAACGUUAUUUUGGGUCACAGACUUGCCAUGACAGAGGGUUGCCCUAUGGGAAGUACUAUCACCCCUAUGGACAAAGGUAUAAGCAAUGAUGCCACAGCGCCUGAUGGGAUCACUCCUGUUCAAGGCUCUCGACGACAACGAAUCCGAACCACUCUUGGUUUGGAGCUGGACCUCCAGGUGAUGGUUCCACAAGAUCAUGAUGCAUUGCAGCAGCCGUUUGACACAGUUCCUCCCUGCAAGGACUGCGACUGCUUCCUCGACAAAAAGUCUGCUGGAGCCUCAAUGGAUAUGUCGGCGGAGCUCGAAAGCAUGCCAGCUCACUUCUCCAAUAUUUAUGCCAUUGGUGAUGUGGCUGAUGCUUUUGGUGCGCUGAAUGCUGGUUACCAAGCCUGGUUCAUGGCCGAAGUGGCAGUUGAAAACAUAUUGCGUGACAUUCUACGAGUCAAAUCGACGGAGGACAUGUCCGAGCGACUUUCUGACGAUCAACCCGUGCCGCUCAAACACUUCAAGCCGGGCCCUCCCCUUUUAAAACUAUCGCUCGGAUUGAAUGUCACGGCCACCCAGGGUGCCCCCCAACCGGACGAAUCAAAGCCAGGUAAACCCAUGCGGCCUACAGUUACGGUCUCGAACGAGCCGGAGGACAUGGAUGUGGCUUUAGUCUGGAAGAGCAUGGCCAACAUGGACACCUCUGACAUGAUGCUGUAA